GCGGAUUUGAUCCUCUCGAACACGGCCAUGGACUACAUCACAGAAUUAACAUCAGAUGUUGCUAAUCUAAACUGUCUGUUUUGAGUUCUACAGAUUUGUUAGUUGUAUGUUUUAGUUUAUUUAGCUUUAUAUGAAAACACCAUGUCGGUGGCGUUUGCACCUCAUAGACAACGUGGAAAGGGUGAUAUAACACCCGCUGGAAUUCAAAAGUUACUGGAUGAGAACAAUCAGCUGAUUCAAUGUAUAAUGGAUUUCCAGAGCAAAGGAAAGACUGCAGAAUGUUCACAGUACCAACAAAUGCUCCACAGAAAUUUGGUUUACCUGGCCACGAUAGCAGACUCCAAUCAGAACAUGCAGUCUCUGCUCCCUGCUCCACCCACUCAGAACAUGCCCAUGGGCCCUGGUGGGAUGAACCCGAGUGGAGCGCCUGGCCCCCAGCCCCCCCACGGACACAACAUGCCCCCGGAGGGCAUGGUCAGCGGCGGCCCCACUGCCCCACACAUGCAGAACCAGAUGAACGGACAGAUGCCUGGGCCCAAUCACAUGCCCAUGCAGGGCCCCGGGCCUGGCCCCAACCAGCCUCCCAACAUGCCCGGAAGUGGCGCCAUGAACAUGCCCCCCAGCAGCCACGGUUCCAUGGGUGGCUACAACCACGCUGUGCCCUCGUCUCAGGGCAUGCCUGCCCAGGGCCAGAUGAACAUGACCCAGGGACAGGGACCCAUGGGCAACUACGGCCCCCGGCCCAACAUGAACAUGCAGCCUAACCAAGGCCCAAUGAUGCACCAGCAGCCUCCCUCCCAGCAGUACAACAUGCCUGGGGGUGGCGGGCAGCACUACCAGGGCCAGCAGAAUCCCAUGGGCAUGAUGGGUCAGGUCAACCCGGGCAACCAUGUCAUGGGGCAGAGGCCCAUGCCCCCUUACAGACCCCCACAGCAAGGACCCCCUCAGCAGUACCCAGGGCAGGAAGACUACUAUGGGGACCAGUACAGUCACGCAGGACAGGGAGCUUCAGAAGAGCGAGACCCAGCAGCCAACCAACAGUCCCCCUAUGAAAAAGAUCAUGGAAACGCCCAGUAUGGCCAGCAGCAGGAGGCCUACCAGCAAGGUCCUCAACAGCAGGGCUACCCCCCACAGCAGCAGUAUCCCGGACAGCAGGGCUAUCCUGGACAGCAACAGGGUUAUGGUCCAUCCCAGGGAGCUCCAGGCCAGUACCCUCAGGGUUACCCCCAGGGCCAGGGGCAGCAGUACGGGGCCUACCGGGGCCCCCAGCCCGGCCCACCUCAGGCCCAGCAACAACGCCCAUACCCAGGCUACGACCAGGGUCAAUAUGGAAAUUACCAGCAAUGAGAGAUGGUCAUGGCAGUCAACAAGAGCCCUGCUCUGACCUCUAACCUCUAAACUCGGCUGCAGUUCACUGAGACACCCUCUCUCUCACACACGCACACACACGCACACACUUUGUGGUCCUUAUGUGAAAAGUGUAAUUUUUGUUAAUGUCGAUAAUGAGAUGAUUUUGUCCACUUCCAUCACUUCGCUUCUGGUCUGUGUUAGUCUCAAAGCAGCGAUGCCUUAAAAGGAAACAGAGCUGCCUUAUACAGAGCCUUGCAGAUGGUGAAAUGGGCAAAAAUAAGUUACAUUCAUUUUUGGGAUAUAACAGGACAGAAUUGUACAGAACUGAACUUCACACACAUGUAGUGCAAUGUUUCUCCAUCCAAUAGCCCCCCGUUCAUAAGAAGCAAUAAUGCCAAUGGGAGGGGGUGGGACAGAGGCGGCGUGAGGAGAUCUUGCAUCUGAAACAAAAUUCUAUUAGGCCAUGGUACAUGUCAAGGUCAACAUGUGUGAUGUAAAAAAUAUAUUUUAUGCUUUUUAGAUUAAGCUAACUUUGUAUAAGAAUUUGGAGACUAUCGUUGAAUAUUGUUUUUUUUCUUGAACUCUGUCUAUUGGUGUCAUUUUUUGUUGUGAUGACAUUGUAUUCAUCCCCCAUUUUGUUUGUUCUUUUAUUUGUUCCCCCUGAAUUCUCUUUGCUUCUUCAGUGACUUGUACAAACAAUAUGUGCUUGGGGUGAACAAAUCAGAUGCCUUGGUUUUAUGAAUGGAUUGUACAUAGAAAGCCAUCAAAAACAAACAGAGAACAUCCAUCUGCAUUGAAGCAUCAGUGCUGAAACAUGUCUUUGGGCAGCAGAAGCAGAACAUGACCUGUGAGUGGGGCUGAAUUCUGACUUGAGAUAUUCAGUGCAUUCAGGGAAGUUAUCAGACCCCUUGACUUUUCCCACAUCUUGUUACAUUACAGCCUUAUUCUAAAACAUAAAUCGUUUUUUCCCCCUCAUCAAUCUACACAAUGGAGAUAUCACAUUACCAUAAGUAUUCAGACCCUUUACUCAGUACUUUGAAGCGUCUUUGGCAGCGAUUACAGCCUCUAGUCUUCUUGGGUAUGUACAGUGGGGCAAAAAAGUAUUUAGUCAGCCACCAAUUGCGCAAGUUCUCCCACUUAAAAAGAUGAGAGAGGCCUUUAAUUUUCAUCAUAUGUACACUUCAACUAUGACAGACAAAAUGAGAAGAAAAAAAAUCCAACAAUCACAUUGUAGGAUUUUUAAUGAAUUUAUUUGCAAAUGAUGGUGGAAAAUAAGUAUUUGGUCACCUACAAACAAGCAAGAUUUCUGGCUCUCACAGACCUGUAACUUCUUCUUUAAGAGGCUCCUCUGUCCUCCACUCGUUACCUGUAUUAAAGACACCUGUCCACAACCUCAAACAGUCACACUCCAAACUCCACUAUGGCCAAGACCAAAGAGCUGUCAAAGGACACCAGAAACAAAAUUGUAGACUUGCACCAGGCUGGGAGGACUGAAUCUGCAAUAGGUAAGCAGCUUGGUUUGAAGAAAUCAAAUGUGGGAGCAAUUAUUAGGAAAUGGAAGACAUACAAGAUCACUGAUAAUCUCCCUCGAUCUGGGGCUCCACGCAAGAUCUCACCCCGUGGGGUCAAACUGAUCUCAAGAACGGUGAGCAAAAAUCCCAGAACUGCACGGGGGGACCUAGUGAAUGACCUGCAGAGAGCUGGGACCAAAGUAACAAAGCCUACCAUCAGUGUAACACUACGCCGCCAGGGACUCAAAUCCUGCAGUGCCAGACGUGUCUCCCUGCUUAAGCCAGUACAUGUCCAGGCCCGUCUGAAGUUUGCUAGAGAGCAUUUGGAUGAUCCAGAAGAAGAUUGGGAGAAUGUCAUAUGGUCAGAAACCAAAAUAUAACUUUUUGGUAAAAACUCAACUCGUCAUGUUUGGAGGACAAAGAAUGCUGAGUUGCAUCCAAAGAACACCAUACCUACUGUGAAGCAUGGGGGUGGAACGUCAUGCUUUGGGGCUGUUUUUCUGCAAAGGGACCAGGACGACUGAUCCGUGUAAAGGAAAGAAUGAAUGGGGCCAUAUAUCGUGAGAUUUUGAGUGAAAACCUUCUUCCAUCAGCAAGGGCAUUGAAGAUGAAACGUGGCUGGGUCUUUCAGCAUGACAAUGAUCUCAAACACACCACCCGGGCAACAAAGGAGUGGCUUCGUAAGAAGCAUUUCAAGGUCCUGGAGUGGCCUAGCCAGUCUCCAGAUCUCAACCCUAUAGAAAAUCUUUGGAGGGAGUUGAAAGUCUGUGUUGCCCAGCAACAGCCCCAAAACAUCACUGCUCUAGAGGAGAUCUGCAUUGAGGAGUGGGCCAAAAUACCAGCAACAGUAUGUGAAAACCUUGUGAAGACUUACAGAAAACGUUUGACCUCUGUCAUUGCCAACAAAGGGUAUAUAACAAAGUAUUGAGAAACUGUUGUUAUUGACCAAAUACUUAUUUUCCACUAUAAUUUGCAAAUAAAUUCAUUGUAGGAUUGUUAAUGUGAUUUUCUGGAGAGAAAAAAUUCUAAUUUUGUCAUAGUUGAAGUGUACAGGCCUCUCAUCUUUUUAAGUGGGAGAACUUGCACAAUUGGUGGCUGACUAAAUACUUUUUUGCCCCACUGUAUUUGGGGAGUUUAUCCGGUUCUUCUUUGCAGAUCCUCUCAUGCUCGGUCAGGUUUGAUGGGGAGCGUCGUUGCACAGCUAUUUUCAGGUCUCUCCAGAGAUGUUCGAUCGGGUUCAACUCCAGUCUCUGGCUGAGCCACUCAAUGACUUUGAGACCUGUCCAGAAUCCACUCCUGUCUUGUGCUUAGGGUCGUUGUCCUGUUGGAAGGUGAACCUUCGCCCCAGUAUUGAGGUCCUGAGCGCUCUGGAGCAGGUUUUCAUCAAGGAUCUCUGUACUUUGUUCCAUUCAUCUUUCCCUUGAUCCUGAUUAAGUCUACCAGUCCCUGCUGCUGAAAAACAUCCCAACAUGAUGUUGCCAGGUUUCCUCCAGACGUGACGCAAGGCAAACUCCAAACGGGCUGCCAUGCCUUUUACUGAGGAGUGGCUUCCUUCUGACCACUACCAUAAAGAACUGCUCGGUGGAGAGCUACAGAGAUGGUUGUCCUCCUGGAACAUUCUCCCAUCUCCACAGAGGAACUCUGUAGCUCUGUCAGAAUGACCAUUGGGUUCUUCUCCCUGACCAAGGUCCUUCUCUCCCGAUUGCUCAGCUCUAUGAAGAGUCUUGGUGGUUCCAAGCUUCCAUUUAAGAAUGGAGGCCACUGUGGUCUUGGAGACCUUCAAUGAUGCAGAAAUGUCUCAGAGCUCUACGGACAAUUGCUUCUACCUUAUGGCUUUGUUUUUGCUCUGACAUGCACUGUCAACUGUGGGACCUUAUAUAGACAGGUGUGUGCCUUUCCAAAUCAUGUCCAAUCAAUUGAAUAUACCACAGGUGGACUCCAAGUUGCAGAAACAUCUCAAUGAUGAUCAAUGGAAACAGGAUGCACCUGUGCUCAAUUUCGAGUCAGGUAGCAAAGGGUCUCAGUAGUUAUGUAACUAGGGUAUUUCUGUAAAAAGAAAAUAUAUCAAUUUGCAAAUGUUUAUUAAAAACCUGUUUUCUCUUUUUAAUUAUGGGGUAUUGUGUGUAGAUUGAGUUUUUAUUUUAUUAAAUCCAUUUCAGAAUAAGGAUGUAACGUUACAAAAUGUGGAAAAAGUGAAGGUGUGUAAAUACUUUCCUAAUGCACUGUAUGUGUGUAAAACCAUACUCCUAAAGUGUCUGAUCAGGAUAGCUGAUUUGCGAUCAGUUUUUCCUUGGCGAUCACAAUGUGAAGGACUACAUGGACCCAAGAUCAGCACUCCUACUCUGAGACGCUUUAUGAAUAGGGCACCUGAAUGCUUGCAAUGCCCCCUGCUGCUCCUAAAGUUUAACGUUAGUAGCAUCUACACUAUCUGUUGUCAGAAUAUGGCCUUGGUGCUUCAGUGUGCUCUGUUAUUGGACAGCUGGUUAAGAGCUUUAUUCAGUUGGGCGAAAUUCCAAACAUAUGUCUUAAUGUACAUCCGACACAGAUCUCUGUUCCAUGUGAUGAAGAAUAGUGUCUGCUCGAUACAUAACAUUUUUUAUUUGCAUCUUUAUGAACAUUAUGUCCAUACUGAAUAUUCCCAUUAUGGGUCUGGGGGAGUGCUUUGACCACAGACUGUCCAAUCAGACUCACUCGUACAUUCAGUAUAAUCCGUCCCACAUAAGCUUCUUUCAGUCUGAUGGAGUCUUCUUUACAAUGACGUAAGUCAUUUUCCCCACCAGAAUAAACAUGUAAUUCAAAGUGUCAUAUUGUACGUUACCACCAACUGAAUGUGAGUUAGGUACAAUAUUACAUAAAACACUCAAGAGGGAGUGUGUUGUGAGGCUUUGAGAUACAUUUCCAUUAAUGUCAUGCAGCAUCUUACGCUUGUACAGACUAGUUGUGUUAUUCUAUUAAACCUUGGGCUUGAUACACUAUUACUAGAUGGACACACCAUUCACAUGUUACAGAGAAGAGAAGUAUAUCAUUGAUUUCCAGUCAGCCUCAAAGAUACUAACCUUGGUAUACGGUAGUACAUAUCUUGUAAUUAAUGUUUUGUUUUUCAUUCAGCACCCUGUAGCCAAUAUGAUGGGGUCGCUACUGUAAGUGUCACUGUGAUGUUAAAUGGUACAGUAUGUCACUGUGGAAAAACUGCAACAAUAAAUUGCUAGAAUUUU
Oncorhynchus keta (chum salmon) is the source of this 6076-nucleotide messenger RNA. RefSeq names its product protein SSXT-like. Gene Ontology annotation, molecular function: transcription coactivator activity. Gene Ontology annotation, biological process: positive regulation of transcription by RNA polymerase II. Lineage: Eukaryota; Metazoa; Chordata; Actinopteri; Salmoniformes; Salmonidae. The record is from RefSeq and is a predicted model, not a curated record. Gene Ontology annotation, cellular component: nucleus.